AUCGAUAACUUAAUUAACUUAACCUCAAAGGUAGUAUGCACAAAUAUUCGGUUAAUUUUUAGAUAUCAUCCAUAUGAAGACGGUCUAGGACUUAAUUAGCCUGCCACUCGCACUUGCCAUGAACAGCUUAGUGCGUCGCAGUAAUCAGCUGAGCCUUAGGCGCAAAUAUUGCGGGAAAUACUGUGGACCGGAGGCGACCGGCCGGAAUGGAAAACACAACUACGAAGAAUUCAUUCGCCGUCACCAGCGGCAGGCCCGUUGCAGCAUUGUGGUUCAAGUGAGUUCCGAGAAGUCUUACACAGAGUUGUAUAAUUACUGCAGCCGCUUCGGCUCGAUCCUGAGCGCCCAUCACUAUUGCGUACGUCAAGACGAGGCUCUGCAUUAUGUUUUGAUGGAGUACUCUACUCCUGAGGAGUCGGCGGCUGCCAUUGAUGCUGGAGUUACCAUUGGGGAGCCAAAGAGUGCGCCCGUGCGGUCCCCCUUUCUUUGGUUUCGGGCGGCGGGCGGAGGAAGACGAAGCUCCAAGAUGACCAUUAGCUCGUUGCCCAAGCUGCACUCCCUAGAUGGGACGCGGCAGGUUGAGCAGGCCCAUCUCCAGGGGCUCCUGCGAGGUGCUACUGAUAUCGAGGAGCAGGUAAAAUUGCUGCACGAGCAAACACGUUUGAACGAGAUAGGCAUCCGCAUGCGUUUCCUGGCUGCCCUACAGGUAGAGAGGGCUAUCGCGGGAAUGUUCCCGGCCGCACAAGCGCAACCCUUUGGCUCCUCGGUCAACGGAUUCGGCCGAAUGGGCUGCGACCUAGACCUUAUCCUGCGCUUCGACAAAGAUAUGGGAGCGAAAAGCAUACUGGAAGCGGAAGAACCUUCCCGUUUGGUUUUCCACACCAAGGAGACCUUCAGCAACGGUCGCUCGCAGACACAACGACACAUGGAGUGCUUUGGAGACAUGCUGCAUCUUUUCCUGCCUGGCGUCUGCCAUGUAAGGCGCAUCCUGCAGGCAAGGGUACCCAUCAUUAAGUACCACCAUGAGCACCUGGAUCUAGAGGUGGACCUGUCUAUGAGCAACCUCACUGGUUUCUACAUGUCGGAAUUGCUUUACAUAUUUGGUGAAAUGGAUAACCGUGUGCGUCCGCUAACCUUUUGCAUACGCCGCUGGGCGCAGACUUGCGGACUUACAAACCCUUCGCCUGGACGUUGGAUCAGCAACUUCUCGCUCACCUGCCUGGUCAUGUUCUUUUUGCAACAGCUGCGUCAGCCCAUUCUGCCUACCAUUGGAGCACUGGUAAAGGCGGCGGAACCAGGGGAUUUGCGAUUCACCGAAGACGGGAUUAACUGCACCUUUGCCCGGGAUGUUGAGAGACUAGGUUUUAAAAGUCGCAACCAGAGCUCGCUGAGCGAACUGUUACUGCAGUUCUUCGAGUUCUACUCUCAGUUCGACUUUCAUAACCGAGCGAUCUCCCUGAACGAGGGAAGGCCUCUGUCUAAGCCCGACCACUCGGCCAUGUACAUCCUGAAUCCACUCGAGCAGCUGCUCAACGUGAGCAAGAAUGUGAGCCUAGAGGAGUGCGAGCGGUUGCGCAUCGAGGUGCGAAAUGCGGCUUGGGUUUUGGAGUCAGAGGUGGAGAAUGCAUCUCUUUCCGAAGAAGAAGGCGAACGAAAGGAGCUUUCCUGGGGCCUGCUGAAUCUUUUUAAGCACCCCGAGAAGGCCGUCGUCCGGCCGAAUAUGUUUUUCAAGCCGCGCAUGGUCGAGGUCAGCGAUCUCUUCGAGCAAAAGGAAACAUGCCAAACCUCCAACUCCAAUGUUCCCACUCCAGCUAUCACAUACAAGAGCGCUUCUGUACGGCAUCAGGUGCAGUGCAUUAAAGCAUCUACUCGCUCUGAACAGAAGCAAAUUCGCGGAUCAGCGAGCUCAGUUCCGGCAAAUAGUUCCAAGAAUCGGCGAAGCCACAGGUGAUGCUUUUGAGACCGUGUAUGUACAUACUUAGUAUAGCAAAGAACUCCACAUCCAGAAAUGGGUCGCUUAAAAUUGUUUUUUACGUUAAACCUGCUGUUAAAUAAGUGUAAGUUUAGGAUCGAACCAAUGUUGAGUAUUUUAAAUGUUUUUUUUAAUUACAAUUUUGUCAAGCUAGAAAUUGAUUUGCGAGACAAAUCGGAAAAAAUCUUCUAGAGAAGCCCUAAUUUGAUUUUAUAACCGGAAGUUAUCCCUUAGAGAUAAUUUUCUUUGUAGAGUAAUAAUAAUUAUAUUUUUAUUAUAAUAAUAAAAAACAAAUAUUACGCAA
Drosophila eugracilis is the source of this 2276-nucleotide messenger RNA. RefSeq names its product poly(A) RNA polymerase, mitochondrial (gene MTPAP). The coding region runs from base 119 to 1951 and encodes 610 amino acids. Lineage: Eukaryota; Metazoa; Arthropoda; Insecta; Diptera; Drosophilidae. The record is from RefSeq and is a predicted model, not a curated record. Gene Ontology annotation, biological process: mitochondrial mRNA polyadenylation. The transcript is spliced from 3 exons. Gene Ontology annotation, molecular function: poly(A) RNA polymerase activity.